AUGAUAUUCUGUUCUUUGGCAGCGUCAUGUUGUGGUUUCUGGUGUUUUUGUGAUGGGAAAAUUUUUGAAAGGCUGGAACCGCAUUGGAUUGGCGUGGACUUGGGAAAUUUGUUCACGAUUAUCAAUGUGGUCUUACAUCCCGGAAAAGUUUCCUUAAAGGGAAGUCUAAUACAGAACGAUCUGAACUUCUUCAUAGUGGGGGUGAGCAACAGGUCCCUGGAUGGUCACCCGCCAGUGAGAGGCGCCUACGAUAUGAGGUUUGAUGGAUUCCAAUUCAAUCAGUAUGGGAAUGAUAUUGAGCCGACAAACCUGGCUCUGGGUGCAUUCACGUUCAACAGCUCGGCCCAUGUGUUAAAUUUCACAGUAACUUUCACGUCCUACUUCGCGGUAGACGGCAGAAAGGGUUGGUACUGUUCCAUGACGCGGUGCGAUGCCAUGGACCACUGGAUUGCCGUAGAUCUGGGAAACAUUUUUUCCAUAUUAUAUACAAUUGUGUACGCCUCUGACUCAAAUCCCAAUGAUUUACAAAUACGGAACAAUGUCAGCUACUUCAUAGUGGGGGUGAGCAACAGAUCCCUGGAUGUUCACUCGCCAGUGAGAGGCACCUACGAUCUCUGCGCUCAAUAUCCAGGUGUGGUUGCUCCGAAGCAGGUGGUUCAGUUAAAUUGUUCCUCUACUACACCUCCAGCCAGAUACGUCAUAUUGCAACAACCUUCCAACUCUAGUGGCGUUAUAUCCAUCUGUGAAUGGGAAAUCUACGGAGUCCCGUUUGGAAAGUUUCCUGUCAACCUGCUGUUGAACAAAACAGUCAACAUCAGUUCCAUCUACAACGAUUUUGUCUGCGGAGUGUUGAAGGCAGCGCUGAUAGUGGACGGAUUUCACGACACCUCCCUCUACAACUGCCACUGCGGACACAACAACGAUGGUUCCGGAGGUCCGAACUGGUACAUGGUUGAUAUGGAAGCUAGUUAUUUUGUUGAUCGGAUCGUAUUAACGGCAAGAGGAGAUUCGCCAAACAUCACUCGAAUUGCCCGUCGCCUGGACAACUUCAUAAUCGGACUGACCGAUGUAGACAGCUCAACCUCACCUCCGCAGAGGAACAACUAUCCAAUGUGUGCCACCUGGCCCGGUUCCGUUAAGAUAGGCAGCAGAGUUGAACUGAAAUGCAAUGCCAAUCUGCCAAAAUAUAGGUACCUGAUCGCACAGGCCAGUGCAAACACUCCAGAUGGGUUUUUUGCGAUCUGCGAGCUUGAAGCUUACGAACCUUUAGACGAAAAUUCAUUCAGAUGGAAAAGAAAGUCAAACGUGAGAUUGGCUGGAUUCCAAUUCAAGCAGUUGAACGUGAGGAGUGCACUGGAAUGCAUGCAUAAGUGCAAGCAACUGGGAGGAUGUGACUCCAUCAACUUCCAUCCAGCUUCUAAAUUGUGUCAGUUCAAUUCUCAUGUUAAUGGCUACUACACCACCACACUUACGAGCGACACUAAUUGGUCGUUUUAUACGGUCAAUUAUAGUUAA
Molecule: messenger RNA, 1515 nt
Organism: Helobdella robusta
Lineage: Eukaryota; Metazoa; Annelida; Clitellata; Rhynchobdellida; Glossiphoniidae
Exons: 8
Coding region: 1-1515 (504 amino acids)
Source: RefSeq, a predicted model, not a curated record